GAACAGAGAUUGAUAUCAAACGCACCCUGUACUCUUCUGUGCUGGUGUCUGGACCAAUGAGCGGCGGUUCUUGAUGGAAGUGACACACUCCCGCCAAUUCCGACUGCGGAGCGCGGAGCUGCACUGGGGGCGAACGCGAGGAGACGUGGAGGACACGAAGCGAAAAUGUGCAAUAUUUAGUGUCAAACUAAUCAAGAAUAAGGGACUUUCGUCGACAGCACAGACCCACGGUGCUUUGUUGUGGCCAGUUUUGCAGCUGACACGGUUUAUUGGCGGAUUAAAAGUGAUACUUGAGAGAUUUGAAUAGUGGAUUCCCGGUAGAAACGGGGACGAACGAUGUUAGCGGCAGAAAACCCAGCUGUGGACGGCGGACAUUUAGCCUCAACCCCCCGGAGGAAAGAUAUGGAUUGCAAACCAAGCAGCAAUGCAAACAAGAAACUUGUUCAAGCCCGUCUUCCAUUCAAGCGCCUGAACCCUGAGCCAAAGGAGAACCAGCCACCGAAACGUCCUUGUGCCCAUGUUUGUCCAGGUCCAGAGGUGUCCGAAAGGGAGAACGAAAAUGAGUCCUCUCCAAUUCCUCUGUGCACUGGACCACCACUGGUCAAUGGCCGUGGUCCGCUGGAUGGCUUCCUAACUUGCAGACGCCCAGUGUGUGCUGAUGAGAAUAUGGUCAUAGAUCUAACUGAAGAGAAAGUGUCUCGUAUAAAAUGUCGACUUCUUCCAUUAAAUGACAAGCAACAGAAACAGGAUAGAAGAGUAUCCUCUGGAAAAUUGAACAGCACUAACUCUUUUUCCGGCAUUGACUCUCCCAAAAAACAAACUGUGGACUGCAUAGUGGUGGAUGAGGAUGUUACGACUCAAGAUGAGAAAUCAGAUCAGACCGUAUCCACAUCAGUUCUUGAUAUAACACAAGAAUCUGAGACUGAGGAAGAACCCCAAAAUGAAUCUCAAGAUGCUUCUAGUUUGGUAAACCAGUCUCUGCUCUCCAAUUCCCCGAGCAGCUCCAUGUCUGAGAGCUCUCCAGAGAAGUGCAAUACUGACAAUCUCACUCCUAAUUCCACGCAUGAAGAGCCAAAGACCACACCGAAGAUUCCUCCAGAGAAAAAGUUAAAAAGACGCUCCCUGAAGAGUGUACAAGAGCAAGAAGAGAAGCUCCGUCUCCGCCAAGAAAAAGAGCGGCUAAAAGAAGAAGCUAAAGCAGCAAAAGAGAAAAAGAAAGAAGACGCUCGCAAACAAAAAGAGGAGCGUGAACGAGAGAAACGUGAAAAGAAGGAGCGAGAGGAGCGUGAGCGGAAAGAGAAAAAAGAGAAGGAGGAGAAAGAGAAGGCAGAGAGGUUAAAGGCCAAAGAGGAGCAGCGGAAGUCAAAGCUCGAGGCUAAGCUUGAAGAGAAACGUAAGAAGGAAGAAGAAAAACGGUUAAAAGAAGAGAAAGAUCGCCUCAAAGCUGAAAAAGCAGAAAUCACACGAUUUCUACAGAAGCCUAAGACCCAACAGGCACCAAAGACUCUUUCUGCUGCCUGUGGAAAGUUUGCUCCAUUUGAAAUUAAGGAGAACAUGUUUUUGGCUCCACUGAUCCGGGUUCAGUGUGAAGAUUCGGUUCUGGAGAAACUGGAUGAAUAUUUACUAAAGCCUUCUCAAAACAUUAAUGGACUCAAAGACUGGAUUGAGCAAAAGCCGCGACGCUCAGGCCCCACCAAAACUAGGACAACAAAUUCACUCAGUGAAUGCACAGCAGCAGAAAACCAUAAACCUGAUGGUGUCCCAGACCGUUCUCUACAUGGACCAAUGAAACUGCUACAGUUUCAUGAAAACUACCGCCCGGCUUAUUGGGGCACCUGGAGCAAGAAGAGCUCACACAUUUCAGCUCGCUGCCCUUUGAGACAAGACAUGGAUUUGUUGGACUAUGAAGUGGACAGUGAUGAAGAGUGGGAGGAAGAAGAACCAGGAGAAUCUCUGUCACACAGUGAAGGUGAGGAUGAGGAAGAAGGAGGAGAAGAUGAUGACGAGGAUGAUGGUUUUUUUGUGCCUCACGGAUACCUCUCUGAUGACGAAGGUGCUCUGGAAGAAGAGGACGGUGGUGAUUUGGAGAAACAGAAACUUCAACAGAAACUCAGAGCAAAGGAGUGGGACGAGCUGAUGUCAACCAAGAAGAAGAUGAAGUUCCUGGAGCCUAUGGUGAGGGGCUGUGUGUGGGAGGGGGAGGGGCCUGGCUCAGAGAUGUUCCAGGUCUAUGCUCUGUGUUUGAUUGAACCUUUGGCCAAAAUGGACAACAGUCCCAGCCCAGGGGAGCAAAGUCUGAAAAAGCAGCAGGAGACUGAGCUACUUGGGCAGAUGCUUCCAUUGCUCCACGGAAACUCAAACAGCAGUAAAGCGAUCAUUACUGAGUUCCAGGAGUUUUGUCGACAGCAUUCAUCACCAUCUUCACCGCCUCAACUGUCCAGUCCUCAAAACGCUACAGAUAAUGUUCCGUCCAGGAUAAAGCUAAAACGGCUCAUCAAAAACAAUGCUGUAUAUGAGAAGCGCUCAACCUAUAAGCGGUGCUGCUGGUAUGUCCACAAAGAGGUCCUGUCCCAGUUUGGUCAAGAAACGCUCCCUGUGCCCUGUCAAUGGACGUACCUCACCACAGGACUCAGAGAGGAGCCUCGUGAAGAGUCCCAGGCUGCAACAGGGUCUGUGGGCAACUCUCCUACCACUCCACAGACCUCCUCUGCUGCCCACAAGAGGAGGAGCACAGGCAGCAUGUCCAUCACCAAGUUCAUGAAGAGAUGUAGUGGGACAGAACAGUCUGAAGCCAUAGAAGCAGACGGGUUUCAGGCAGAUACAGAAGAGGAUGAUGAAGAUGACUGUGUCAUUGUCUCAACAGCUAAAGACGGCUUGACAAGAGAGAAUUCUGAGGACCAACCAAUGGAGGUCUCUCCCUCUGACCCCCCUCUUACCCCAGUGUCCAGCGUUUCAACCCUCGCCUCCAUCUGACCACAGCACUGUUCAAACACAUGAGGACCUCACUGCUGCUCGGGGCCAGACAACGCCUGUCCCAGUCUCUGUGUUUUUGUUGAGUCUGAACUUCUCAAAUGACCAGCAAAAAUUACUCAACAAGGGACCCUAGGGUGACACUGGCAUCUUGAAUUUCUUUAUCUAGUCAAACUGACUGGGUCAAGGUAUUCUGUUUUUGUGAUUAAAAUCAGUGUGAUUUUUGAACUAAAAUGUGUUUGCAUGUUGCUGAAGUUUGGCUUUGCCUUAUUAUGGAGGCAACUGAUGUGAUGAAAGUGCAGCUCAGAUAUGCCAGAUUAAAACAAGGCAGACUCAUUACACCAAGAACAGGAUUAUCUGUUAAAUGCUAAAUGUGGCAUUAUGGGGUCACUUUGAUUCUUGAUUUGUUCUUACAGCAUAAGUUAAUCAGAGGGAAUGUGAGGCUAAAAGUAGACCAUUACCUUAGGUGCAUUUAUACAGUGUGUUCUACUUAUAAUUCACUUGAGUCGUUACUCAGUCUUGAGCGUGUACAGAUAUGUCCUGUGUCACAUUUUAUAAAUAUGUAUUUUCUUUGUUUUUCAAGAAUACUUGAACAAGAAAUUCAUUAAACAUUAAACUGCACUUUUAUAAGAACUUA
Messenger RNA from Periophthalmus magnuspinnatus, 3607 nucleotides. It is a transcript of the gene chaf1a, whose product is annotated as chromatin assembly factor 1, subunit A (p150). Lineage: Eukaryota; Metazoa; Chordata; Actinopteri; Gobiiformes; Gobiidae. The coding region runs from base 337 to 2973 and encodes 878 amino acids. The record is from RefSeq and is a predicted model, not a curated record. Gene Ontology annotation, biological process: nucleosome assembly. Gene Ontology annotation, cellular component: nucleus; CAF-1 complex. The transcript is spliced from 16 exons.